Molecule: messenger RNA, 892 nt
Organism: Cyprinus carpio (common carp)
Lineage: Eukaryota; Metazoa; Chordata; Actinopteri; Cypriniformes; Cyprinidae
Product: metalloproteinase inhibitor 3-like
Exons: 5
Coding region: 74-505 (143 amino acids)
Biological process (GO): negative regulation of endopeptidase activity; negative regulation of membrane protein ectodomain proteolysis
Cellular component (GO): extracellular matrix
Molecular function (GO): metalloendopeptidase inhibitor activity; protease binding
Source: RefSeq, a predicted model, not a curated record
UUAGCGAUCUCUAGAGAUACAAAGAAAGCUCUACCUGGUCAACACGUAUAUUGUUUAAUCUUGUGCUGUGAGGAUGAGUGUCCCGCUGUCUGUUGCUGUGACUCUAGGGCUGCUGUUCUUCCUGUCUGCGGGACUGAACGAGCAGGUGGCCGAGGGCUGUAAAUGUCUUCAGAGACACCCUCAACAGGUGUUCUGUGAGUCUGAUAUUGUGAUUCGAGCGAAGGUCAUUGGAAAUGUGGCCAGCACUCUCCCCAACUUGGUUGCAUUCAAUAUCAAAGUUAUCACGAAGUAUAAGCCUUCCAUCAAAAAGGAUAUUCGGGUCAUCUACUCAACGAAAACAUCAUGUGGCGCUCAUCUGGAAAACGGCGAGUAUCUGCUGUCAGGAAAUAUUGUGGAUGGAGUGAUGGUUUUUGGUUUAUGUGAGCUUGUGUGGCGUUGGGACCAACUCUCCUCAGUUCAAAAGGGGAACCUCAGCAUGUAUCAGAGAGGCUGUGUCUGUGAGUGAAACAGUUGUCGUUCUCUCAAACUGUGAUCUCUACAGAUUACAUCCUGUACUGGAGCAUCCUGUUUGACCAAGAAGCCUCAAAGAAAGUGUCUGAUAGGAGUCAAAAAUGCACUCAGUCUUGAUUAUGAAGACGCUCUUCAGGCUGUUUGCCUGCCAUGCAGAGACGGCUCCUGCAAAUGGCAAAAAUGAUUUUUAAAAAAAGCUCCUAAAAAUGACGCCCUGAAGACCAAAUGCAUCCGCCAGUUUUGACAUUUGUUCUUCAGAAUGCUUAGAACAUUCUUAAAUGAAUUUAAACAUUUCACUGGAGCUUUGCAAUGCAGUCAAAUACAUACAAAACUGUUUUCAUGGAGAUAUGCCAUUAACCAUUAAAUUGUUUGGCAUGAAAAA